Messenger RNA from Plasmodium cynomolgi strain B, 534 nucleotides. RefSeq names its product adenylate kinase 1. Gene Ontology annotation, cellular component: cytoplasm; mitochondrion. The record is from RefSeq and is a predicted model, not a curated record. Bases 1 to 534 code for a protein of 177 amino acids. The transcript has 2 exons. Gene Ontology annotation, biological process: nucleobase-containing compound metabolic process. Lineage: Eukaryota; Apicomplexa; Aconoidasida; Haemosporida; Plasmodiidae. Gene Ontology annotation, molecular function: ATP binding; AMP kinase activity.
AUGAAAGCAAAAGGCCCAUUAAAAAUUGUACUGUUCGGAGCACCCGGGGUGGGGAAGGGCACCUUUGCGGAGAUCCUGUCCAAGAAAGAAAAGCUGAAGCACAUAAACAUGGGGAAUAUACUAAGGGAAGAAAUAAAAAAAAAAACUACCAUAGGGAAAGAAAUCGACAAAGUAGUCACGAGUGGAAACCUAGUCUCAGAUGAUUUGAUCGUACGGAUAGUGAAGGACGAAAUAACCAAGGUGACAGUACAGAAGGAUAGCUAUUUUAAGGGGUUCAUUUUGGAUGGAUUUCCACGUAAUUUAUUUCAGUGUAAAGAGCUAGACUGUGAGAAGUGUAAGGGUAACCCAAAGUUACAGAGGAGGAGUGAUGACAGUGAGGAAAUAGUUACCCACCGACUGAACACGUACGAGUUGACCAACUCCCCUCUCAUUAAUUUUUUUAAAAACUCGAACUGUAACCUCGUCGACUUUGAGAUAAAACGGGGGCUGCAGGACUUCGACAGCUUUUACCGCAUCGUCGGGCGGCACCUUUAG